AUCGCCGUCGCGUUCAACCGAACUUUCAAUUUGAAAAGCAAACUCGCAGCGGGCACAACGCAUGCCGCAAAAUCGGAUAAAAAGUCUAAGAUAUCGGUCUCUGACUCGAAAUUAAAAUAAUUUCAAACAUUUUUUUUGGCCACAACACAUACAAUUUGAAACAAACAAAUAAAAAAUAAAUAAAUAUAUAAAUGGAAUGUGUAUGACUGUGAGAAUAUGUGAUUAAAUAAAAGAUCGGAGUUGAAUCGAAAAAAAUCGUAAUCUCGUGUCUCGUAUAUUGUUAUUUUUUUGCGAGUGCCAGUGCCCGGGACAAAUUAUUUUUUAUUUAAUUGUUUUUUAUGUAUUUUUUGUGAACUUUUUGGUAUUCGCGCGUCUUGUGAAAUCUUCUGGCGGCGGAAAGCGAAAGCCGCCGGUGUUCUCCUACCUGGCGUUAUAAUCACCGCCCCUAAAGCCAAGCUAAAUUUAAAAAAAAAUAAAAAAUAAGAAGAAAAAAAACCAACAGCAUCGCCGGCUUGACGCCAUCUCUUUCUUUGUUUUUAUUUUUAUUAUUUUUUUUUUGCUGCCACCGUCGGCUUUUGUUUGCGGUUUUAAAAUAUUUGCGGGCUUCAUCCGACGAUCUUUUUUCGAAAUUGGAUUCGAACUCGAUUUUGGCAUCUUAUUCGGAAACGUCAAAGGAAUUGAAAUCGGAAUCGGAAUCGCUUAGUCCUUGGAAUCCUUUGAUCCUCGCGGCGUAGAAUGCAAUCGGUGCCAUGCUGCUGAGAACUCGCCUGGACAACGGCUAGGGCUGCGGAUCAGGAGACAUGGAUUUUAGCAACAGGAUGUCACAGGAUCACUGCCCCACUGUCCGACAGCUCCUCCUUCUCCUGCUCCUGUGGCUGGCCCCAGGAUCCGCCUCAACGGGGGCAACGGGGGGUCCUCUACACGGCCUCCAUUCCGGCGAACUUAUGCCCGGCGAGGGGCAGCUGGUGGUGCCGCGUCGUGUCCACUCCGAUGGCGUCUUCAUGACCCACAAUCUGGCCUACACCCAUGAGCGGGAUCAUCGUCGGCAUCGCCAGCGACGUAGUCUCUCGGAUCAGGAUCAGGAUCAGGAUCGGGAGCCGGCAGAGCUGCACUUGCAACUCCCACUGGCCAAUGAAACGUUGCAUCUGGAACUGGUCCCACAUAGCUACUUCCUGGCACCGCAUCUCGUGGUGGAGCGACAUCGUCGGGAUCUCCGGACCCGAUCGCCCCUGCCGGCCCGUCACCUGAACUGCCACUUCCAGGGCAAGGUCAGGGGACACGAGGCCAACACCAACGUGGCCAUCUCCACCUGCUCCGGCCUGGUGGGUCACAUUCGAACCGCCAGCAAUGAGUACUUCAUCGAGCCCUCCAAGCACCACGAACCGGAUGCGGAAACCGGUCAUCCCCAUGUGGUCUUCCAGAGGGCCUCCGUGAAGCCAAAGUUCAGAAAGCGGCACAGCCGGAAGAGAGGAGGAGCGGCCUCCCCAUCCUCCUCAUCGGGGGUCAGUAACUGCGGGACCAGGGAGCCCCGCCGGCGAAUGGAGACCCGGCUGGAGUGGCAGGCCCGGGGCAAGGUGAAGAUCCAGGGUGGACGGCAGAUACGCCGGAAUCAUCACCACCAUCGGCCCCAUCCUCGCCAGCAUCGUCGGCAGCGCCACCACCGACCGCCGCACACCAAAUUCAAGUACGAGACGCAGUUCCAGGAGACGCCGCCGCCGGCGAAGGAUGAGAUGCCCCGACGACGUCGCUCCAUCAGCAGUCCCCGGCACGUGGAGACCCUGAUCGUGGCAGACGCCACAAUGUCGGCCUUCCACAAGGACCUCAACGGGUAUCUGCUGACCAUAAUGAACAUGGUCUCGGCCCUCUACAAGGACCCCAGCAUCGGUAACUCCAUUGAGAUCGUGGUCGUCCGGAUCAUCCAACUGGACGAGGAGGAGUCCCAGCAGCAGUUGAAUCUCAGCCAGAAUGCUCAGAAGAAUCUGGAUCGAUUCUGCAGCUGGCAGCACAAAUUAAACAAAAUCAGCGAAAAGGAUCCCCAUCAUCACGAUGUGGCCAUUCUGAUUACCCGGAAGAAUAUUUGUGCCAACAACUGCAUGACUCUGGGCUUGGCCAAUGUGGGUGGGAUGUGCAAGCCGAAGCAGUCCUGCAGCGUCAAUGAGGACAAUGGGAUAAUGCUCUCCCACACGAUUACCCACGAACUGGGUCAUAACUUCGGCAUGUUCCAUGACACCGCCAAGAUCGGAUGCCAUCCCCGGGUGGGGUCCAUUGUCCACAUAAUGACCCCCACCUUCGGGGCGGACACCCUGCAGGUUUGCUGGUCGAACUGCAGCCGGAAGUACAUCACCCACUUCCUGGAUCAGGGACUGGGCGAGUGCCUGGAUGAUCCGCCCACGCCGCUGGACGAGUACAACUAUCCGGAUGAGCUGCCCGGGGCCAGGUACAAUGCCCGGGGUCAGUGCCGGCUGCAGUUCAACCUGACCAACGACAGCGAGGUGGGGGCCUGCUCCGCCCCCCAUGAGUUCUGCUCGACCCUGUGGUGUCGGGUCAACGGGGAGUGCGUCACCCAUAUGCGACCCACCGCCCCGGGCACCGCCUGCGGCCGGAACAAGUGGUGUCAGAACGGCAAGUGCGUUCGCCGGGAGGAGCUGGCCGCCGUCAACGGUGGCUGGGGCAAUUGGAGCGAAUGGAGCGACUGCUCCCGGAGCUGUGGUGGCGGCGUGUCCACCCAGCAGCGUGAAUGCGACUCCCCGGUGCCCGCCAACGGCGGUGUCUUCUGCAUUGGAGAACGAAAACGGUACAAGGUGUGCCGGAAGCGCCCGUGUCCGGAGCACGAGCCCAGUUUCCGGGCCCAGCAGUGCGCCAAAUUCGAUAAUGUUAGCUACCAGGGAGCCACCUACAAGUGGUUGCCGUUCUUCGAUAAAAAUAAUCCGUGUCGCCUGUUCUGCACCGACGUGGACGACACCAUCAUUGCGAAUUGGGGCGCCACCGUACUGGACGGAACUCCCUGCACCCUGGGCACCAACAACAUGUGCAUCGACGGCAUCUGCAAGAAAGUUGGUUGCGAUUGGCUCGUCGACUCGGAGAUGCAGGACGAUCGUUGCGGUGUCUGUGGCGGUUCUGGCGAUCAGUGCCAGCCAGUGAGGGACGUCUACACGGAGCCCUUUCCGGCCUUCGCCGUCCGUGAUGGGGCCUACGUCGAGAUAGUCACUAUUCCGGCCCGGGCCCGACACAUUCUCAUCCGGGAGGAGGCCAAUUCGCCGCACUUCCUGGCCGUGGGUCGGGCGGGUCAGAACGGUCAGGACUCGGAUCGGUUCUAUCUGAAUGGGGAUAGUCUCAUCUCGAUGCCCGGGGAAUUCGAGAUUGCGGGAGCGGAGAGCUUGUACGACCGGGUCGAUGAGCAGGAGACCGUCACGAUACCUCAGCCCAUCCAGCAUUCCAUAACGUUAUACGCCAUUGUACGGGGCAAUGAGAGCAACUCCGGCAUUUUCUUCGAGUUUACCCUGCCCGCCCUGAACGUCUCCGCCGGCAGGCAGUUCCUGUGGCGUCUCAGCAACUGGACCACCUGCUCCUCCACCUGUGGAGGCGGAGUCCAGCACCGUGAGCCAGUCUGCCAGGAGAAUGGCAAAGGGCUGGGUGAUACUCUGCCGUGUUGGACGCACGCCAAGAACAAGAGACCUCUGCGGCAGACCAGGAGCUGCUCGGAUCAGCCCUGUCCGGCUCACUGGUGGCCAGGUCCCUGGCAAUUCUGUCCCGUAACCUGCCGUCCGACUGGGCCAGGCGCCCUGCCCCAACGCCGCAGAUCCGUGGUGUGUCUGGACCAGCACGACGUGGUGGUGGCGGAUACGGAAUGUAAUCUUCUGACCAAACCACCGGAACUGGAGCCCUGCGAAGCGACAUUGCCGGAGUGCCGACUUAAGGACUAGCUUAGUACUUCCCCACAUACAUAUUUAUUUCAUUUAAUGGAGCAUAUUUAUUCAGAUUUUAAGAAUUUCGAAUGUCGAUCAUCCCAGAUGUACUUAAAACUAUCAAAAAAAAAGAGAAAAAAACAAAAAGAAAUUACAUAGAACUAUAAGAUUAAUUAAUCUAGAAUUAUAGAGGGCCUAACGAUAUUUAUAUAUAUAUAUUUUAAUAGUUUUUAGUUUUAGGUUUAGUUUUUAGGAUUUAAGCAAUACAAGUUACAGAUACAACAUGAUGUGUGGGAGGAAAUCCAGUAAACAGUAUGACUUUUCAGUA
Molecule: messenger RNA, 4233 nt
Organism: Drosophila ananassae
Lineage: Eukaryota; Metazoa; Arthropoda; Insecta; Diptera; Drosophilidae
Gene: AdamTS-B
Product: A disintegrin and metalloproteinase with thrombospondin motifs 7
Exons: 12
Coding region: 801-3923 (1040 amino acids)
Biological process (GO): proteolysis; extracellular matrix organization
Cellular component (GO): extracellular matrix
Molecular function (GO): metalloendopeptidase activity
Source: RefSeq, a predicted model, not a curated record